Molecule: messenger RNA, 4213 nt
Organism: Sitophilus oryzae (rice weevil)
Lineage: Eukaryota; Metazoa; Arthropoda; Insecta; Coleoptera; Curculionidae
Exons: 3
Coding region: 197-1150 (317 amino acids)
Source: RefSeq, a predicted model, not a curated record
UACUACAUAAAAGGAAUACAAAUAGAGUAAGUCUUGUCUUGCUGAAAUCCGUGCGACAUACAAAAAUAAACGUGGCAACGCCGCUCCGCACCGUCCUCGCCGCGACUCGCCCCACCAAUGUCAUUAUAAGUUUUGUCGUCAACGAGGUUCGUGCGUCGAGUGUUUUGUAAAGUGUUUUUUACGUGUUUACGGCGAAAUGGGUAGAAACAGGUCCAAAAAUGAAAUUAAAAAGAGGCUGAAACGGAAGCAGAAUCGCCUAAACCAACUUUGGGAGCGUUUAGAGGAUGUAUCAAGCGAUGACGCAUCAUCCUCCGGCAGUGAUGAUUCUUCCAGUGAAGAUAAUCACUCUGGUUCCGAAAGGGGAAGGCGGAGCCCAGUGAAUCUCCCGCUUGAACCCAUCGAUAGCCCGGCGAUAAAUGCAGGCAGUAACAAACCAAACACCUCGGACGCAAUAAUUACCUUAUUAGGUAAACAACCAAACCUUACCCAACAGUUUGGAGAAAACAUUCACGAAGAUAUUGUAAUGCGCUGGAGCGAAUUUCUAAGAAAAGGGGUUGAAAAAGAUGACAAAAAAGCUUUGAUCGACAGUUACCCUAUCGUAGGAAACUGUAAAGAAUUACUCGCACCUAAACUAAACAUGGAAAUUGCAACAUGUUUAAACGAAAGCUUGAACCGACAAGACAUGUACCUUAGUAGGAUACAAGACGAAAUUGGGGUAGCCAUCUCCGCUUUAGGGAAACCUUUAGGCAAUUGCUUCCCUAAUCCAAGCGAACAGUCUAAUGAAUUCUUAAAACCCAGUAUUGAUGCGGCGAAAAUCUUAACUAAUGUCCAUCAUAGCAUAUCUACACACAGGCGCCAUGUUAUUCUACCUCAUCUGAACAGCUCGGUGAGGAAGAUCAUCGAAGACUACCCAAUAGACGAGUUUUUAUUUGGGGACAAGUUUGCGGAGAAACUGAAGUCAUCCAAGGAAAUACAGAAGACGUCCUCAGAUCUUAGAUUACAGAACCCCUCCACCAGUUCAAAAAACUACCAGCGCCCCAAAUACAAGUCCAAAUACAAGAACCAAUGGAACUACAAAGCGAAGGGUCGGAACACCCAAGGGGUCUCAUACAACCAAGCCCGGCUGAAAAAGAAAAGGACCCAAUAUUAAUGGUGAGCAUAAAAAAUGAUCCGCACAUGUGUGUCGGCAAGACUAGAUCUAGAUUACAUUAUUGGGAAAUGCUGACAAGUAACCCUCAAGUUUUAAGUUGGUUAAGGGGAAUUAAAUUUAACUUCAUAUCAUCCCCCCCUACAAGACAUUCCAUUAAAGAACCUAAGUUAACACGGUUAGAACAUGAAAAUUGUAAAAAAUUAAUUGACAGCAUGUUGGAAAUGGGCGCCAUUUCCCGUUGUACAAGUUCAAAAACACAAUAUGUUUCUUCAUAUUUUCUAAGACAGAAAACAAACGGUGAGUACCGUUUCAUACUUAAUUUAAAAUCUUUAAACUGUCACUUAGAAGCCCCCCACUUUAAACUUGAGGAUUAUCGCACUGCCAUUAAAUUAACAUACCCUGGUUGUUUUUUUACCCUAGUAGACUUAAGGGAUGCAUAUUUUUCAAUACAGAUAAAUGAAAAAUAUAGGAAAUUUUUGCGGUUUUGCUUUCAAAACGAACUAUUUCAAUUUAAUUCCUUACCUUUUGGUCUCUGUUCGGCCCCGUUCAUCUUUACAAAGAUAAUGAAGCCCGUACUUCAUUUCCUUAGAACACGUGACAUAAUCUGCGUUUGUUAUUUAGAUGAUUUUUUCCUAAUCAGCCCUACUAUGGAGAAAAGCAAAAAAGACAUCACCUUAACCCUACAAGUGUUGACAAAUCUUGGUUUUAACGUAAACUACGAUAAAAGCCAGUUAAAUCCCAAUAAUACUUGUUGUUUUUUGGGCUUUUUCAUAGAUUCGAAAAACAUGCGUCUUUCGCUACCCUCAGAAAAAAGCCAGCUAAUCAUAUCUUUAAUCAAUGACGUGUUGUUAAUACGUAUCUGUUCCAUAAAGCUUUUCGCUAAAAUAAUUGGUCACUUAGUAGCAGCCUGCCCAGCAGUAAGGUACGGACCACUGUAUAUAAAAUCUCUCGAGGGGGAAAAGUAUAAAGCCCUAAAGAGCGGAAAAUCAUACAAUCAUAAUAUAUCCUUAUCGCGAGGGGUCAGAUCAGACCUUGAGUGGUGGCAGAAUUCAUUAGCAUGUUCAUAUGUUCCAAUUUUUCAAGGCAACUACGACAUCACUAUUUUCACAGACGCUUCAAACAGUGGUUGGGGCGGUAGUUGUAAUAACGAGAACAUUCACGGUUUUUGGCUACAAGAAGAAUCAAAAAAUCACAUAAACUGGUUAGAAUUGGCAGCAGCUUUUCAUUGUUUAAAAGCGUUUACCAAGUCUUUUACACAUAUGAACAUACUAUUGAAAAUAGAUAACGUCACUGCCAUAGCAUUAAUUAAUAAAAUGGGUAGCGUUAGACACAGAAAACUUAACACUAUUACCAGACAUAUCUGGCAAUAUUGCGAAUCAAAAGGCUUAUAUAUUUUUGCAACAUACAUUAGCUCUAAAAAUAAUAAACAGGCAGAUUCUGAGUCUCGCUGUAAAAAUAUUGAUACGGAAUACGAAUUAAAUAAUAUUCAUUAUAAACGCUUAUGCCGCAUUCAUGGAACUCCGCAAAUAGACCUUUUUGCCAGUCGAAUUAACGCAAAAUGCGCAAGGUAUAAUUCUUGGAAACCGGAUCCGGGAGCAUCGGGAACUGAUAGUUUUACCACAUGUUGGUCACAGGAUUUCUUUUAUGCCUUUCCCCCAUUUAGCCUAAUAUUAAAAAUGCUUAAUAAAAUCAUAAUGGACAAGGCAGAAGGUCUAGUCGUAGUACCAUGGUGGCCCACACAACCUUGGUUCCCCCUGUUUAAGAGAUUGGUUGUGGGGAAAAUAUUAUUCUUUAAGCCAAGUAAAACCUUACUUUUAUCGCCUUUCAGGAAACCUCACCCCUUAUGGCGGACAAUUACCCUGGCUGCCGGCCAUUUAUCAGGGAAGCCUUUGUAAAGAAAGGGUUUCCCGAAGAGGCCAUUGCAUCCAUAGUAGCAUCAGUAGCUGACAGUACACUAAAACAAUAUGACACCUGGUUUAAAAAAUGGUGGGGUUUCUGUUGUGACAUAAAUCACGAUAAAUGGUCCUACGACCUUACUACCUUUAUUAAAUUUCUAAGUAUACAAGUAGAUAACUCUAACUCUUAUUCGUCCAUUAACGCGUGCAAGUCAGCAUUAUCCUUUGUACUCCCCAUCGACACUCGAGAUGAGGGAAUAAUUAAAAGAUACUUAAAAGGCAUUUAUAACCAAAGGCCACCAAGGCCAAAAUACAAUACAACCUGGGAUCCUCACCCAGUACUGAGUCUGUUAGAAAAUAUGUUUCCUUUAAGUACUUUAUCCUUAGAAAAGUUAUCACAUAAGUUAGUUACUUUGUUAGCAAUUAUUACGGCGCAUAGAGUACAAACAUUCUCAAAAAUUAGAUUAAGUUAUAUAAAUCAGUUUGAUGAUAGGAUCGAAAUACUGAUCCCAGAUACCGUCAAAACUAGCGGGAAAAAUAAAUUUCAACCUGUGCUAAAGUUACCAUUCUUUAGAGACAAACCAGGGUUGUGUUUAGCAUCUACGGUUUUAUUUUAUCUAAACACAACUAAAAGCCUCCGCGCCGAUAAUAAUGAUUAUUUAAUACUGACACACAGGAAACCUUAUCAUACGGCCACAAGCCAAACGAUAAGUAGAUGGAUCCGCUCGACUCUAAAAUCCGCGGGUGUUGAUACAAGCAAAUUUUCAGGCCACAGCACUCGGCAUGCCUCAACUUCGGCCGCAUACCGAGGCGGAGUUAACAUUGAGGAAAUAAGAAAAUAUGCAGGAUGGACUGAAAAAUCAAACGUUUUUAAUAAAUUUUAUAAUAAACCAAUAUCAACACCGGCGGAUCUCUUUGCAAAAGGGGUCCUCCAAGGAUCCAGUAUUACCUGUUAAAAUAAGAGUUCCUUACUUUAAGAUUUAGUGCGUUCUGUUCCUUGUAAUUACGUUAUAUACCUAUAUGUUUGUUACAAUGUAAACAUACAGUUUAAUGGUUAUAUUAUUAUAUUUCGUUACACACCUUUAAAAGGUGCCUUUCCUAUAAAUAUAUACAAAUUACUUAAGUAUAUAUUAUACAAAGCUUAUAGGGAAUAAAGCUAUUUUCUAGA